AUGGGGACAUCGGAGGUUGGAUUAGAAGCAGGAGUGGAAGAAGAAGAGAGAGAUGAUUUUGUGGAUGGCGCGGUUGACUACAGAGGUGGAAGCGCCAUCAGAUCCAAAUCUGGCUCCUGGAGAUCUGCUUCCUUAAUCAUAGGCGUUGAAGUGGCGGAGAGAAUUGCAUAUUACGGGAUCCUGGGGAACCUAAUAUCCUAUCUCACAGGGCCUCUCCACCAGACCACGGCCACCGCGGCGGAGAACGUGAAUAUCUGGUCAGGAACUUCUUUCUUGCUUCCUCUGCUUGGGGCUUUCCUUGCCGAUUCUUUUCUCGGCCGCUACCGCACUAUCAUUCUCGCUUCCUUCAUCUACAUCUUGGUUGGGCUGGUAGAGGGUAUAUUCCACUAUUCAUGCAUCCAUUAUUACUACCCUCGCAUUUCUCUCAUUUUAGGAGGGUUCAAAUACCUCAAACUCCACUACGUCUGUAAGGUGGACAUAAGCCCUGUGUUCAGGCUUUUGGAGCAGAUCAAUUCGAUGAACAACAUCCAAAGGAGCACAGAGAUAGAAGCUCAUUCUUUAAUUGGUGGUAUUUUUUCGAUGUUUGCAGGUUGCAUGGCAACUCUUUGGAUCUUAAACUACAUACAAGACAACCUUAGUUGGGUUCUUGGAUUUGGAAUUCCUUGUGUUGCCAUGAUUAUUGCAUUGGUUGUUUUCUUGCUAGGAACAAUGACCUACAGGUUUAACAUUCAGCAGCAAGAAAAAAGCCCCUUUCUCAGAAUUGGCCGCGUAUUUGUUGCUGCUAUAAGAAAUCGAAGAACCACCCAUUCAAACACAGCUGUCAAAGCAGAACGUGAUGGACUACUUCCUCAUAAAAGUUCUGAACAAUUCGAGUUCCUUAACAAAGCGUUGCUAGUGCCAAAGGACGAGGAUUUCAUAGAAGAGGAGAGUUGUAGCCCAAGUGAGGUAGAAGAAGCUAAAGCAGUACUGAGGCUGGUUCCCAUUUGGGCUACAACUCUGGUUUAUGCUGUGGUGUUUGCUCAAGUUCCAACAUUCUUUACUAAGCAAGGGGUUACUUUGGACAGAACAAUAUUACCCGGCUUUGACAUACCUGCUGCUUCUCUUCAAUCGCUUGAGAAUGUGGCCGUUGUUCUCUUCAGUCCCAUCUAUGACCGCCUAUUUGUGCCAAUGGCAAGAGGUAUCACCGGCAAACGCUCAGGCAUCUCCAUGCUCCAAAGAAUUGGGACCGGAAUUUUUAUAUCCAUAGUUACUGUAGUAUUUGCUGCCGUUAUUGAGACCAAGAGAUUGAAAACAGCUCAAGAGUCUGGUGUUGUUGAUGAACCGAAUGCAACUGUUCCGAUGAGUAUAUGGUGGUUGAUUCCCCAAUAUAUGCUGUUCGGAGUCUCUGAAGUUUUUACCAUGGUUGGUCUGCAGGAAUUUUUCUAUGACCAGGUCCCAAAUGAACUAAGAAGCAUGGGUCUUGCUCUCUACUUGAGCAUAUUUGGUGUUGGGAACUUUAUAAGCAGCUUUCUCAUCUCUGUGAUAGAGAAAGCGACAGGCAAAGACGGACAAGAUAGUUGGUUUGCGAAUAAUUUGAACAAGGCACAUCUUGAUUACUUUUACUGGCUCCUUGCUGGACUCAGUGUCGUGGGAAUGGCUCUCUUCACUUGCUCUGCCAAAUCUUACAUUUACAAUGACAAAGGUGUUAGACGACAAUAG
Messenger RNA from Sphenostylis stenocarpa, 1698 nucleotides. The record is from the annotation of a GenBank genome assembly. NCBI's taxonomy places the organism in Eukaryota, Viridiplantae, Streptophyta, Magnoliopsida, Fabales, Fabaceae.